Molecule: messenger RNA, 2706 nt
Organism: Penaeus vannamei (Pacific white shrimp)
Lineage: Eukaryota; Metazoa; Arthropoda; Malacostraca; Decapoda; Penaeidae
Source: RefSeq, a predicted model, not a curated record
ACCUGUACGUAAAUCUUAUCUGUUAGCUAGUAGUUUUAAUGUACGGGAAAGGAGAAAUGUACAAAAACUGAUAUACUGAGCGGUAUAUAUAUAUUUUUCAAAUUUCAUUCGCACUGGCAAGCAAAAUGAUACUUUUUUUUUCCUUUACUUGAACAUACGGUAUUCAUCCUACAAAAUUAAUAUCAUUUCAGUCAAAUGCUCAGUUUAUUUUACUGACUGUAGUAUACUCUGUCGUGUCAAAUUGCCGGAGGCGAGGGACAAUACAGGAAAAAAUGCCAUAAUUUUCACUUCGUUUUACCUUUAACCACAGCGUUGCGUUAGUGCAGUCAAUUUCACACUUAUAGAACUGUGUGUUUAGUAAGGAAAUAAAAGCUUUGACUACUCUAUUGCAAUACCAUAUUCUCCGUCAGUAAAAAGUUACAAGUGAGUGAACAAAUCAUAUAGAACGACAGAGGGUCCAAAGGAAAAUCAGCAUAUCGCAGAUGUACAUAUUCCGUACUUUAAGAAUCAUUUGCAUUGCGUGAAAGAAAUUAUUCAAAAUACCAUCGAAGACAGCAUCAAGAGAAGGCAGGUGUUUGAAAUGGCGUGGAUUCUUUUAGCGACUUUGCUCCACUUGGCAACGGAAGCGAGCGGGUUCGCGAGAUCCUGGGAGAAGGCAGAGAUUUCGCUCAAGAAAUGGAAGAGAAUAAAAGCUCUGGAAGAAAACAAUUUAUAUCUAUCGGUUCACAUCAACACUACCCGCUUAAGAAUCCUGCAAGAACGAACAAUUCUCUACGAAUUCACAAGCCAACGCGAAGAGGGAGGAAUACACGUGCUUGCCCUGAACGAACGCACGGGCUCUGUCAUGGCGAGCCGGCGGUUUCGCACGUUCCAGCCAUCGGAAGGGAAGAAUCUGCAACACUUUCUGGAAGCUCUGCAACCUGGACGUGUUGUUAUUAUUGUAGGCCUGCCGUACUUCCUGUCCUUCCUGGCACCGGAGGGAGAAGCUGCCCUUUUAAGACUGGGUGCCCGAAUGCUGCCCCGAGUCUGCACGGGCGAGCCCUGGGCCAUGGCGGCAGUCACGGGGUCACUCUUCCCUGGCGCGGCCCUUGACCUAGCGCGGGGAAAGGUCAUCGCGGAAGCCGUAGCGACGCGGGAGCACAGCAGACCCGCGAGGAGCCUCUUUCUGGAGGUGACGCUGGAAAGGGCGCCGCGAGACCGAGGCUGCAGAUGGCACGAGGAGGCGGAGCUGAAAGACCAGGCGGAGUUCUGCGGCUCGUACGAGGGCUACCGAGACCUGUGCAGCUGCGAGCGGCCUCUGGUGCCAGCCCGCCGCCCGCGCCCGCCGUCGAUACCGAUGGCGGAGGAAAUCCCGGUGGCCAUCGUGACGGCGAACAAGCCAUUCCACCUCUACAGGCUUCUGAAGAACCUGGGCGAAGUGGCGGGAGCCGGGGAGACGCGGGUGCUCGUGGUGGUGGACGGGGCGCACCUGGAGACCCUGCGCCUGGCGAGGCUCUUCGGGGUCGAGGUGGCGGUUCACGUGCCCCAGGGCUUGCCGGGCGAGAAUACCAGAACAAACAUGAACAUUGCCUUUGCGCUGUAUAGCGUGUUCAACCGAUGGCCGCAUGUCGACAAGGCCAUCCUGCUGGAGGACGACCUUAUUCUCGCUCCAGACAUUUUGAGCUACUUCCACCAGACCGCGUGGCUGCUGACCCGCGACCCGACGCUCUACCUGGUCAGCGCCUUCGGUCAGAACUCCUACCCGGGGACAGCCUGUGACCCGACGACCCUCCUCCGCGCCGACAUGUACCCGCAGUAUGGCUGGAUGACCUGCCGGAGGUGGGCGACGCAGGUGCUGCCGGACUGGGUGCCCGCCGGUGCCGGGGUGGACUGGGACUGGUGGCUGUACAACGAAGGCGUACGUCGGGGCCUGCAGGCGGUAGUGCCCGAGGUGUCUCGAACCGCCCACGCCGGUGCUGCGGGCGCCCACGUAACGGGUUGGGAGCAACGCCAUUACUUCGAUCUGAGGCUCAUCAACUACCGCCCACACGUGCAGCUCAGGAAUGUGCAUAGCUUAUUGGCGGACAACUAUUCCGAAUGGUUCGAAGAUGAAAUCCGACGAGCCACGAAGAUUCACCUGGAAAGUCAUCCUUGCCACUCCAAUAUCAUCCCUAAGAACAAACCAGGUCCUUUUGUCUUGUUCUUGGGUGUUGCAAGCAGGGCAGAUAAUGACAAUAGCUUCUUUCUCAUGCAAGCUUGCCUAGGAACAGACGAACAGGAAGUGAAGGAAAUUUACGAAGGCGUGUUAAAGUUUCGAGUGCGCCCAUUCUCCCCCGCCUACGCCCAUGAUCAGGCCCCGUCGCAGGGUCCGGCAGCCCAGGACCCCGUCAACGCCACCCUCGAAACCGCAAAGGCUCGCAGUCUCGGUUGUGAAAAGGAGUCCCACGUUCUGUACAUCGUCGGCUGUCCUUUGUCCAAGUACUGCAAAUAUUCCUCUGGGACAAGUGACUGGAUCGCCCCUUCCGAAUCCUUCGUCAGAAAGGCUGACAGGGUCGCAAUGAACAGAAAAGCAUCUGGGGACCUGAGUACCAUGAGGAUAAGACGGACUCCCAAAUCGGCCAGUGAGGAAUUUAAUCUCACCAACUUUAUAGAUAUUUCGAGAAGAGGAACUGAUUGAUACAAUCUAAAAAAAAUAUAUAUAUGUAUAUAAAGAAGCAUAAAUAAUUG